GACCCACGCAAUGCUGUUGCUCCACAAGGGGGGGCUGCUGGAUAUAUGCUUUAGUGCCCAACUGCCUGCCUUCAAACACUGAAUCCAGUUUGUGUGGACAGAGCGGGCGAGGAGAGGAAGACUCCCACUGCCUCGACACGCACCGAGAGACCACCAGACCCGAGCCUGGGCUACGCUCACCGCACACCUCCCUGGAGCCUUCACACACCACUUCAGGACUUUUUAUCCGGAAAACGGGACAACCAUUACGACUUGCGGGCUGGAUUAAAUAAUAAACAUUUGGGAAACAGAGUAACAUUAUCAGAAGUGACAGAACAGAAACACACAUUAACGGGAUCCGCUGUGAAUUUAUGGAUGCUUGUUGCUUUUUUCGGUCCUAUGAGCACCUCUCUUCCACUGGAGCAAACAGACCUUCUAUUGUGUCAUUGUUCAAGCAGAUAUUGCCUGUUGAAAGAAUGAAUACACCGAACUUAUUCUGAACAAGUUGGAGGAAUAGUCGAAGGCUUUUUAUGUGCAGACAAACAGAUGGGACGUGCCAACUUUUUCGAGAUCUCUCUGAGGGCGUCUGGCAUCAUGGACAGCAAACUGGAUCAAUGAGCCAAAGUUCCCUCUCAUCCUGAGCUGUCAGUUCAGACGGUUCUGCAAACAUCUGAGAAUAUCGGCUUGUCGACAAAACGAGGCUGUUGAUCCUACAUUAACAAGAAGAGGUUCCCAGUAAGAGAUAUCUUCAGCCUCACACUUUUCUGCACACCGUUCUGCCGUUUACAGCCAUGAUAUCAAAAUUCUUACGGAAUUGUUCAUCGUUGGUCCUGCUGUUCCCUCUUCUCCAACUGCUGCGGCUGGACAUGCUCAACGCUGCCCCCUCUGGUCCGGAGUCUGACACCUGCUCCACACUGGUCCAGAGCCGCUUCUUUGGAUUCUUCCUCUCAUCCUCGGUAUUUCCCGGCACGCCCUGCUCCUGGACCCUGCAGAACCCCGACCCAAGGCGCUACACCAUCUUCAUCAAGGUCACGAAACCAACCAGAGACUGCAUUCCCCGACAGCAUCGGACCUUCCAGUUUGACUCCUUCUUGGAAACAACACGAACCUUCCUCGGGAUGGAGAGCUUCGACGAGGUGGUGAAGCUGUGUGAUGCCUCUACCCACGUUGCCUUCCUGGAAGCCGGGAAACAAUUCUUGCAGAUCCGGAAAGGGCUGCCCAGAGCGGGCGCUGGAUCCAGGAAUGGCGAUGGGGAAUUUAAGGUGGAGUAUCUUGUGGUUGGGAAGCGUAACCCUAGCAUGGCUGCCUGUCAAAUGCUGUGCCAAUGGUUGGAGGACUGCCUGACCUACAGUACCUCCAACCGACCCUGUGGCAUCAUGCAGACACCAUGCCAAUGCUGGGACCAGCCCCCACCGGACAAAGAAACCAGUGGAUGCUACCGGGAUGGGGUCUACUUGGAGAACUGCAUCCCUAUUGUGAAAGAAGGAACAGCUGACACUGAAACUAGCGGUGGCUGGAGUGGAUGGGGCAACUGGGCAGAGUGCAGCAGUGAAUGUGGAGGCGGAGUCCAGACGCGUAUACGCACCUGUCAAUCACCACCUGAGGAGGCGUACCUGUGCGAGGGCGUUCUAGAAGAAGGUCGUCCCUGCAACUCUCAGCCAUGCAUCGGCAGAGGCCGACUUGGCACUCGUAGCCAAUCCCUGCGCUCGGUGGACAGCCGUAAACGAGAGGACUCUGAUAAGACCCGCAACGGACAGCAGUCUUCCCAAACAGUGGAUCCUCCGUCGGGUGGGGAGUGGUCUGCGUGGAGUGUGUGUUCGACCACGUGCGGUGAGGGCUGGCAGAGCCGCACACGCUUAUGCGUCUCGGUGCCGUACAGCACGCAGUGCAGCGGGCCGCUGCGUGAACAGAGACCCUGCAAUAACACUGUUGUGUGUCCAGCCGCUCUGAUUACAGUGCACGGGUCGUGGGAUGAGUGGACUCCAUGGAGCUUGUGUUCUUCAACGUGCGGCCGUGGGUACAGGGACCGCACUCGCUCCUGCAAGCAGCCGCAGUUUGGAGGAAACCCCUGCGAUGGUCCAGAGAAACAGACCAAAUUCUGCAACAUUGCUGUAUGCCCAGUGGAUGGCGUGUGGAAUGAGUGGUCCAGUUGGAGUUCCUGUUCCUCGUCCUGUUCAAAUGGAACAAUGCAGCGCACUCGGGAGUGUAAUGGGCCCUCGUACGGGGGUCUGGAGUGUCAGGGCGAGUGGCGUCAGACAAGAGACUGCUUCCUCCGAGAGUGUCCUGUGGAUGGCCAAUGGCAGCUCUGGAGCUCUUGGGCUGGUUGUACCAAAACAUGUGGAGGAGGAAGCCAGCAAAGACAGAGGGUGUGUUACGGUCCCUUUUUUGGGGGGGAGCCAUGCCCAGGGGACAGAGAGGAAGUUAGACGUUGCAAUGAGAAGAGAUGUCCAGAGCCGCAUGAGAUCUGUGAUGAGGAGAAUUUCUCUAACGUAGUUUGGAAGAAAACUCCUGCAGGGGACACUGCAGCUGUCCGCUGCCCUCCGAAUGCUGUAGGACUAAUUCUUCGGCGAUGUUCGUUGGAUGAUGAAGGCAUUGCAUACUGGGAGAACCCAACGUACAUUAAAUGCGUCUCAAAUGAUUACCGAAGUAUCCAAACACUGACCAGAGAUCACCUGUCCAAGGCUCAACGAGGGCUUGUGGGAGAUGGGGUCUCUGAAGUCAUGACCAAGCUGAGGGUGACAUCAAGUGAUGGAACAAGCUACAGCGGAGACCUUCUGGCUAUCAUCGACGUACUGAAAAACAUGACAGAGAUAUUUAGGAGGUCCUACUACAGCCCCAGUAAUGCAGACAUGAGGAAUUUUGUGCAAUCAGUGAGUAACUUACUGAUGGAAGAAAACAGGGAGAGGUGGGAGGAAGCACAGCUGCUUGGGCCCAAUGUUAAGGAGCUUUUUCGUCUAGUGGAGGACUUUGUGGACGUCAUCAGUCUCCGCAUGAAGGACUUCCAGGAUACUUAUGAGGUCACCGACAAUCUGGUGUUGAGUAUUCACAAGCGGCCUGUCGCAGGAAAUGCAGAUAUCACUUUCCCCAUGAAGGGGUGGAGAGGGAUGGUGGACUGGGCUCGCAACUCAGAGGACAAAGUCAGAGUGGCUAAAAACAUCCUGGUCACUGGAAAACCAGAUGAAGAUGACGCCUCGGCAUUUGUGACUGGUAUCGUACUGUACAGAAACCUGGGCAGCAUUCUCUCUCUACAGAGAAAUAGCACAGUGCUGAACUCCAGGAUGAUCUCUGUGACAAUCAAACCCACUCCCAGCUCCCUCUCAACUCCAUUAGAGAUUGAGUUCUCACACCUUUACAAUGGUACCACAAACCAAACCUGCAUUUCAUGGGAUGAGAAUGACAGCUCGUCGUUGCUGGGCUCCUGGUCUGCGCGAGGCUGUAGAGCCGUGCCCGUCGACUCCAGCACAACCAAAUGCUUGUGUGACAGACUCUCCACCUUCGCCAUUUUAGCACGCCUCAAUCCCGAUGUGAACAUGGAUAAGACCCAGCUUCCAUCUGUGACUCUGAUCGUGGGCUGCGGGGUCUCGUCCCUCACCCUGCUCCUUCUCAUCAUCAUCUAUGUGUCUGUUUGGAGGUACAUCCGCUCAGAACGCUCUGUCAUCCUCAUCAACUUUUGUCUGUCCAUCAUCUCCUCCAAUGCACUCAUACUUAUUGGACAAACUCAGACACGGAACAAGGUUGUUUGUACUCUUGUGGCUGCAUUUCUGCACUUCUUCUUCCUGUCCUCUUUCUGUUGGGUUCUCACGGAGGCAUGGCAGUCUUACAUGGCCGUGACUGGCCGUCUUAGAAACCGCAUCAUACGCAAACGUUUCCUCUGCCUUGGUUGGGGUUUACCUGCUCUCGUUGUAGCAAUUUCUGUUGGAUUUACAAAGGCAAAGGGAUAUGGCACUGUUAACUAUUGCUGGCUGUCUCUGGAAGGCGGAUUGUUGUACGCAUUUGUGGGACCAGCUGCUGCUGUCGUCUUGGUUAACAUGGUUAUCGGGAUUCUGGUUUUUAACAAACUGGUGUCUAAAGAUGGCAUAACUGAUAUGAAACUCAAGGAGAGGGCCGGAGUUACCACAGCAUCCCCUCGCUCACACUCAGGGCUCUCCUCUCUGCCCCGCCCACCUGACACUGAUUGGCUGAGAUGCAGUCAGAUGACAGUGCCACUGUACAAUAUGACGCUCAAAUGUGCCAAGUGCGGAGUUAUCUCGUCGGCUGACGUUUCCACCACAGCUACCAGUAACGCCAUGGCGUCGCUUUGGAGCUCAUGCGUUGUACUGCCACUGCUGGCUCUCACUUGGAUGUCGGCGGUCCUGGCCAUCACUGACCGCCGUUCAGCCUUGUUUCAGAUCCUUUUUGCUGUCUUUGACUCCCUCGAGGGCUUCGUUAUUGUGAUGGUACAUUGCAUCCUACGCAGAGAGGUACAAGAGGCAGUAAAGUGUCGUGUUGUUGACCGUCAAGAGGAUGGAAACGGUGACUCUGGUGGAUCUUUCCAGAACGGCCAUGCUCAGCUGAUGACCGACUUUGAAAAAGAUGUGGACAUUGCUUGUCGAUCAGGCACCCUAAAGCGUUCCUCACAGCAAGGUGAGGAGAAGGUAGCUUCACAGCAGAUCACGGUACAGAAAGGCUCCAACUUCAACACCCUUCCUGCCAGCAUGGCAAAGGUCCACCUGCAAAACGUUGCAGACUAUGCCAGUCACACUCUCACCAUGCGCCGCGACAAAGGCGGCAUUGCUGGGGUCAGUACUGAGCUACCCGGAGCCAAAUCUAUUUAUAUCUGUGACGGCGAGCUCUUCAAGCAACUGGAUGGAGCCCCGGGAGACAGCGGUGGCCCUGAAGGAGGUGGGUCGGGACAGGGUUACGUGCUCUUGCCCAACAACAACAACACCCUUAGGUCCGCAAAGAGCAGCAAGGAUGACCAAGCCACCAAAUACAACAUCAGCAUCGAACAGUUGCCCCAGACCAGGCUCAUCCACCUGGCCAACCCCGCUGGCACUGAUCCUGUGCCAGGCUUCGGGUUGAAGAGCCUGCCCACUGACCGAGUCAGCGUUUCCUGCGCAGAGAGGGACUCCCCGGUGCAGACAGUGCAGAACAUCUCCAGCGAGUCCCAGAUGACAAACACGUGUGAGCAAGGGGACUCUGGGAACUCCGGCAUGAUGUCUAAGAGUGAGACCGUCUCAACACUGUCUAUGAGCUCUUUGGAGAGACGAAAAUCACGCUAUGCAGAGCUGGACUUUGAGAAGAUCAUGCAUACACGGAAGCGCCACCAGGACAUGUUCCAGGACUUAAACAGGAAGCUGCAGCAUGCAGAGAAGGACAGAGAUUCUCCCCCAGUGGACGGGAAGACUGGGAAGAGAUGGAGCGUGUCGUCAGGAGGCAGCGAUAAAACCAAUCUUAGUGACAAGCAGCAGACCCCCAGCAAGCGGGUGUGGGAGGGCAUCAGGAAGACCCACUCGCCACCGUCAUGGGUGCGUAAGGAGCUGGAGCCCCUACAAGCCUCUCCUCUGGAAAUGCAAGCAGUGGAAUGGGAGAAGGCCAGCGCCACCAUCCCUCUGGUGGGCCAAGAGAUCAUGGACCUGCAGACGGAGGUCUGAGAGACCCCCCAGAGCAUUCAGAGAAACAGAACAAACUCUACUCGCAGGGAAAAGGGACAAAGAAAAGGAAUGAGAUUUGAGAGUGCGGACAAACAAAAGUAUGCAAGAAAGAGAGAGAAAGCAACAUGGCUGUGCAAUUUUUAUUUGUUGUUUUGUUUUUUUGUAAUCCUGGAAUGGCCUUUUCCUUAAUGUCAAAGCGAAUCAUAACACUUUCGAAAAUCCAGGUCUGAGCCUGUUGCUGUGGUAAUGAGCUGGUGCUACCAAGAACGGCUGAACUGGGCAAGUUGAAUGCUGGGAGUGACUGACUGAGCAGAUGAGCCUUAGUGAGUGGCCUUCAAUUUCUUACACCUCUGGAUACACACACACAACACACAUAUUAGUGAUCAUGUCACAUUUACGGAAGAGAGAGAAGUAGCGCUACAACAGAAAGCUUUCAAACUGCCCGGUAGGAAUCAGGUGAGCUACACGUCAUUCAAAAUUACAUUCUUGAAUAUUAUUAGUCUUCUUAUCAUCGUUGUUGAUCAGUGUGACACGCAACACAUGGGGCGCAAGAGGCAACGUGAUUGCCCAAAGCCAUUUGACUGUUAAUCUGUCUCAAACGCCCUUCUGAGCCAGUACAGCCCACUGCUUAGACACUGUGCUGUCCCAUGCACCGCACCGACCUCGGGAUCCUUCGAAAGUCAGUCGACGCCGAAGCGACUUCAGCGUAAGAUUCAGCUCGGAAGCGGAUCGGCGGUCCAGCUGGUGGGUUCAUGAGAACCGACACGUCUUCAUUCGCUUGAUGUUUUCAUCAGAAUCACUGGAGCUGAGAGACCUGAAACAAACUGCUGAGUCUCAGAAUACGUGCAGAAUCAUGUUUGAAAGAGAAAAUGGAGAUGAAUAUGAAUAUAUAAAUAUAUAUAUUAUAAAUAGUCUUAUAUAUGAAACCGCAGAGGGGUGUUAUUCUCUGGUUAGGUUGUGGUCGCACACAGAGAAAGCACAAGACUCACUCCUCAGAGUCCUGUUGUACAGCAUUGUAAUUAUUUCCUGAAGAGUUCUACAAAAUGAAUUUUAGCCUAUAAAUAUCUUUCUUACUGUGCUUGGGGAAUAUUGUUAACAUUAUUAUAGAUAUCAUUGCGAUUCUGAGGUCCCCCCCCCCCAAUCUCAUUGGGUUACUGGACUUUAUCAGUGUUCUGUAACAUCAUGUAACAGUGUGUAUUUCAGUAUCACUGACUUGUCACUCCAGAUGAUACGUACUUGCCUGAAUUAUCUACCAUCAACCCCUCCUUCUCCUCCUCUCCCUGCCUUUCCACACUCCCUUUUUUAAGUUUACUGGGGUUUCUUUGUUAUUGUACAGUUUUCAGAGCACAAAAUGAAU
Onychostoma macrolepis is the source of this 6969-nucleotide messenger RNA. RefSeq names its product adhesion G protein-coupled receptor B1a (gene adgrb1a). Gene Ontology annotation, biological process: cell surface receptor signaling pathway; negative regulation of angiogenesis; adenylate cyclase-activating G protein-coupled receptor signaling pathway. Bases 771 to 5612 code for a protein of 1613 amino acids. Gene Ontology annotation, molecular function: G protein-coupled receptor activity. Gene Ontology annotation, cellular component: postsynaptic density; plasma membrane; dendrite. The record is from RefSeq and is a predicted model, not a curated record. NCBI's taxonomy places the organism in Eukaryota, Metazoa, Chordata, Actinopteri, Cypriniformes, Cyprinidae. The transcript has 32 exons.